AUGACUCAGCAGAAUCUCAAAAACCACUUCAGAGGCUGCCCGAUCCUGAACCCGGACGAGUUGCUUCCUCCCGACAUCACUUCUGCUCCUCCCGGAUCGGUGCCUCCUCCGGGCGAGGAUUACUACACCCUGGCCAACGGAUGUCCGAUUCGGAACCCGAACGCGUCGCAGAGAAUCGGGAGGCAGCUUCGCGGCACUCUGCUGCUGCAGGACCUCAACCUGAUCGAUAUCAUCUCGCACAUCACCCAUGAACGGAUCCCAGAGCGACUGGUCCAUGCCAAGGGUGCAGGUGCCUAUGGCGAGUUCGAGGUCACCCACGACAUCACCGAAUUCACCAGCGCGGCCUUUCUCAACCAUGUCGGCAAGAAGACGCCUCUCUUCGUGCGCUUUUCGACCGUGGCGGGCGAGAAGGGCUCCGCUGACAGCGUCCGCGACGCGCGAGGAUUUGCCUUCAAGAUGUACACCGAAGAGGGCAAUCUCGACUGGGUGUUUUUCAGCACGCCCGUCUUCCAAAUCCGAGACCCGGCAAAGUUCCCCUCCCUGGUGCAUGCGCAGAAGCGCGAACCGUCGAGCAACCUGAAGGAUCCCACGAUGUUCUGGGACUACUUUAACCGCAACGCUGAGGGCUACAAUUUCUUGAUGUAUCUGUUUAGCGACAUGGGAACGCCGGUCUCAUAUCGAUACGCAGACAUCUACAGCAUCAAUACGUACGAGUUUACCAAGCCGGAUGGAUCCUUCAAAUACGUCCGGCUCACACUCAAGACGGACCAAGGAGUCAAGGACCUCACCCAGGACGAAUCCGUCACCAUCACCGGCAAAGACCCUGACUACUUCACUCGCGACCUGUACGACGCCAUCGCCAAGGGCAACUACCCGUCGUGGACCGUCUACGCCCAGAUCAUCGACCCCCGCGAGGCCGAAACGUACCAUACCAACAUCUUCGACGCGACGCGCACUAUCUCCGAGGACGACUACCCUCUGAUCCCGUUUGGCAAGAUCACGCUGAACCGCAAUCCGGUCAACUACUUCGCCGAGGUGGAACAGGCGGCCUUCGCGCCGGCCAACAUCGUUCCCGGCUGGGAUAUCACUCCGGAUCCAUUGCUUCAUAUCCGGCUGUUUGCCUACGGCGACACGCAACGCUACCGUUUGGGGGUCAACUUUCCGCAGCUGCCGACAAACCGGUCCUUCUACAGCUACAAUCCCACGAAACGCGACGGGGCCGCCACCAUCACAAACUACGGCGACCUGCCCAACUACAUACCCAGCGUCAACGGGCCGACGAUCAUCCAAGCAGCGCAGUACAAAGAUCGUGCUGCCCACGAAGAGUGGUUGGGAAGCGCGGUCAACUUCGAGAGCGUCGUCACCGACGCCGACUUCGUCCAGCCCCGGGAAUUUUGGACACGGCUGACAGAAGAGCAGCAGCAGCACUUUGUCUACAACGUAGCCGUCGACUUGUACGGGGCGAUCACGAGUGUGCGGCACGCGGCUCAUGCUAUCUUCAGCAAGAUCGAUGCCAAACUAGGCGAGCGAAUCCAGACGGAAACUGAGGCCAUGGUCCAGGCGAAUGCCGGCAUGGAGGAGAUCCCUGGCGUCGUCGUUGGGGGGAAGGACCUCAAUGCCACGCCGCCGACGGUACCGGCGCCGUUGACGAGAGUUGAGUCGACGAUCUUCGAGAAGAUUGCGCGGAAGGUCGAGUUGGAGUUGGAGGGUAAGAUGGAUGGAUGA
Rasamsonia emersonii CBS 393.64 is the source of this 1725-nucleotide messenger RNA. RefSeq names its product CatA, catalase. The record is from RefSeq and is a predicted model, not a curated record. Lineage: Eukaryota; Fungi; Ascomycota; Eurotiomycetes; Eurotiales; Trichocomaceae. Gene Ontology annotation, molecular function: catalase activity; heme binding. The transcript has 10 exons. Bases 1 to 1725 code for a protein of 574 amino acids. Gene Ontology annotation, biological process: response to hydrogen peroxide; hydrogen peroxide catabolic process. Gene Ontology annotation, cellular component: peroxisome; cytoplasm; mitochondrion.